UCCGCUUGUGUCCUUUCGUCGUUGCGGCUGCCGUAAGCGUUUCAGUUCCGAAACGUCGUAACGUGUAUCGGGGGGGUGGUGAAAUACGAUGGUUUGACAGUGAACCUCGGGAGCCAGCACGCCGAGGGGGGUCCUCUCGUUUUUACAAAGCGCCCGGCGGUGUACCGCUCAGAAGCGCUGCGGACGCCGGACAGAGCGCUCGUGUCGCGUUUUUAACACGAUACCAACAAUUUUCCGCGAAUUUCAAUCGCACCUAAAUUCUAACUUUAAGUAAACUUGUAGCCUAAGCGAGGCCUAAUCUACUCUAGUUUAAUAAUUAUUAAGUGAAUUUUCAAACAUUGAAUUAGUGUGACUUGUAAACGAAUGGUCUAAUAUUGUGAUAAAAUUUCCAAAAAAAAAACAAGACAAAGAUACAUGUCUUCAGUUAUGUAAGCUGAGAUCGUAGCGAGUGGUCAGAUACUGUUUCGCUCAAAAUGCAAGCGAUGAGCGCUAACGCAAGCGCUCCCAGAGCACCCCAGCGCUCUCCAUUCGCCAUCCAAGAGCUGCUAGGUCUCUCCGAUAAUCGGGAGAGCAGAGAGAGAUACUUCGAGAGCAGAGAUGGAGAUAGAGUACUCAAUUUAUCUGAGAGCAGAGAGCCCCGGUCGGCUUACACUCCUCAGUUUCCUCUGCCGGCCUCUGUUGCGAGUCGCGUGGCCUAUGCAGCAGCUUUCAAUGCUCAAGCUGCAGUAGCCGCAGCCUUCCUCCCGGGUCCUCCAUUACUGCAUCAUCCACCAGGAUUCCCGCAGAUCAAGUCUCCUUAUAGUCCGACUUCGCAGCCGCAUCUGACAGCAGUCCGACAAUUUUACACAGGCGUGUCUUCUUUGGAAGCAGCAAAAGACUUCACGGUAGACGGCCUCACAGGAUACAAUGGAAAGAAGAAGAAGAAAAAACGUAGACAUAGCAGGACGAUCUUCACCUCCUAUCAGCUGGACGAACUGGAGAAGGCCUUCAAAGAUGCUCACUACCCCGACGUGUACGCAAGAGAAAUGCUGUCCUUGAAAACCGACCUGCCCGAAGAUCGGAUCCAGGUCUGGUUCCAAAACCGUCGAGCGAAAUGGCGCAAAACUGAGAAGUGCUGGGGUCGGUCCACCAUAAUGGCCGAAUACGGGCUGUACGGCGCGAUGGUGCGACAUUCCCUCCCGCUACCGGAGACCAUCCUCAACAGCGCCAAGGAAAACGAUUCGGUCGCGCCGUGGCUGCUCGGAAUGCACCGAAAAUCGAUAGAGGCAGCUCGUCACCUCAAGGAAUCAGGGUCGGAACGGGAGGGAUCUGAACCGGAAGCGGACAGGGCAACGUCUACUUCUCCACAUCCUCACGAAAAUCAGGCGCAGAGCUCUCCAGCGAGCAGUACUACUGCAUCGUCGUCGGCUAGGGGUCGAGCGUCGCCCGACCCAGCGCGCGACGACCCCGACGCCUUCCGCAACAACAGCAUCGCCUGUCUGCGGGCCAAGGCGCAAGAGCACCAGGCUAGAAUACUCUCCAAUAACUUACUUAUGCAGGUCCGUGGCCUAACUCGCACUCCGAUCAGCACUCCUAAUGCGGAAGACGACGGUCCCGGAGACAUAGACGUGGGCACGGAGCAACCACUGGAUACCACGACCCAUCCCGCGCAUUUGUAUUGACAGACCUAUUGACAGCUCAACGUAAUGACAUAUUGACGCGCUGGUUUGACAUAAUCAAAGAUGUCGGCGACGGAGUCCAGAUUGACGCGGAUCAAAAGAGCGCUCUUGAUUUUUAUUUUACUAUAAUAAUAAACGUUAUUUUUAGUAUGUACAAAACUUUGUUUAUUCAAAAUCGUUGAUAGAAUUCGUAACAAAGUUGUAUAUAAAUACUCCACUGAUAGAGCUGUCUACAUAAACAAACUGAAAUCCUUGUCUACAGUUUAUCGAGUCGAGUCUGCACAAUGUUAUGCACAAAAACAUAAAUGCAUAUUUGCAAUUAUGCACAACUAUGCGAGUGCACUAUGAAAUGCAUUCGCGUUCUAUGCGAGAUUUUUUGUUGCGAAAAUUCUACCAUCGAUUCUUCUAAGAGCUUUAGCACAUACCUACUAUAAAUAACGUGAGUGUAUUAUAAAUUUCAGCACGCGAUAAAAUGUUCAUGUUCUCUGUCUUUGGUUAUAUUAUUGUAUAAACUGCAAUUCACUCCACUGUAACAACUAACAGUCCGCAUGACCAGCGCCUUUCAAACUACGGAUUCAACUCAAGUGUAAUUAUGUAAAUUAUUGUUACGCGUAUUUAAAUGAAUCCUCUUCGUGCAAUACAUUUAGUUAAGUAUUUAUCUGCAGUAGGAUUGAGAUAGGAUUGUAUAAAGUUUCCAGUUCUUAGAUUAUUUGGCGAGUCGACGUGGGAACGAUUCGGAGUCUAAAGCAUGAUUUAAAUGACAGUUAAUAAGUUUGACAGAUGUCUUAAUGUGUCAUGACAUUACCACAGAUCCAGAAAACGGGUGAUUCAAACAUUUAUUUUGUUUAAGAAUCGCUUAGUAUACAAUACAUUUUAUUAUGGUUCUUUUUUACCACGAAAGUAUUGAAAUUCCGCUUCACACCUUUGCUUAAGUGAACAUGAAAGAUUUAGGUAUAACACACGUUUCUUUAUUUUUUCUUGUCUCGUUCUGUCGACUCGUACCAAAAAUUAAUUGUAUAAAUUAAGAAAACUAGUUCAAUAUUUUGUGCCCUGUUGUAGUUUUAAAGCGAAAGACUAUGUAAAUUGUUUAAGAUGUAACACUGUGUUUCCACAGUCUAGUUUGGCUGGACAUGACGGCUGAUGUAUAUAUUAUACAUUCAGUGUCGUGGUUACCAACAAAAGAAAUCGACUGUGAAAAUACGGUGUUAAUGUUGGUGGUACUAAAUAGUUUGUAAGUGUGCCGUUUUAAUGUUUGUGAUGCUGACUACAAAGUAACCAAUGCUUGUGUUACUUUUUUUCUGAUCAAAAUAAAAGCUAUAACCUAUAUACCUACUUUUUAUAGCUACAAUUUCACUUGUAAAACCUCUUUGUAAGCGCUUUUGAGAAAUUCGGACUUAAAAAAGUGAGAAUCUUUCUAAGCAGUCAGCAUCACAAAUUGGUGAAACUCAAACAAAUGGCAAGCAAAUCUUCUCGUAUCGAACGAAAUCACACAUCGAAAACAUUCCAAGAAAAGACUUUACCUUAAAAAUUAUAAAAGAAUUUUCUAUAAGUUUCAUGUCACCUUUCUUUAAAAUAAAAAUAUGUUGAAAUUAAAGAGAUACAACAGAUCUAACGGAUGUUACAGGAACUAAGGUUGCAUGAAACUAGAUAUCGUAGACAGCGAUAAAUUAAAAAAAAAAACAGACAUUCUCAACGAAAAUUUCACGGUAUUUUAUAAUUUUAAUUUAAACAAAAUGGCCGUUUUUUUCAUUGUUCUGGUUGUUAUGUUUCACGUAUUUUGGCUAAUCUAAUGUUAGUGUUCUCUUGCUACAAUAACGUUUUUAAUAAAUUACAUGUAUCUCUGUGACCAUUCUAUUUUAUAGACAUUGUUAUUUUGGUUUAUCGCAUCAUGUAUUUCUGUAACUCUAUGGUAGAUUAACCGAUUAAAAUAAAAUGCUUUAAAAAAGUCUUUUUUUAAAUAGCACACUAUUCAUCUUUAACGAUCGCGUGAUAUUUGAAUUUGUUUGAUUAAACCUUAUUUUGUAUAUUUCCGAUAGCGAAACAAUGAACGUAGAUACUUUAAUGAUAAUACUAUAUGUACUUACACGAUUACGUCAUAGAAAUGUAAUAUAUUUAUUAAAUUAAACAAGUAUAAGUAACGUUCAUCGUUAUACUUAAGAAUUAUUUCGAUGAAAUAAAUAUGUAUAAAAUACAAA
This is a messenger RNA of Bombyx mori (domestic silkworm), 3853 nucleotides long. RefSeq names its product visual system homeobox 2. The record is from RefSeq and is a predicted model, not a curated record. Gene Ontology annotation, biological process: regulation of transcription by RNA polymerase II. NCBI's taxonomy places the organism in Eukaryota, Metazoa, Arthropoda, Insecta, Lepidoptera, Bombycidae. The transcript has 9 exons. Gene Ontology annotation, cellular component: nucleus. Gene Ontology annotation, molecular function: DNA-binding transcription factor activity, RNA polymerase II-specific; sequence-specific double-stranded DNA binding. The coding region runs from base 474 to 1661 and encodes 395 amino acids.